CAACCCCGGAGAACAUCUUCACUUGAUCGUCACAUCAUAAAUCAUCUGCAAUCGAUGGGAAAAGUGAAUGAUUGAGUAAUUCUAACAAGCUUUAUAUUGAAGGGAGAGGGCAGAGGCUGCACAAAGGGGAUCAUUGUUGCUUGCAGAUGCCCGUCAGUGGUGCAGUCGCCCUUUGAAGGCUCUCCAAUCGCAGCGCAUAGCGCGACCGGGGGAGGGCGGGGUUUGUCCCCCCCCCCACCUCCCCUCCUCUUCCAUCGCUGCUCCAAGCCCCGCUUUGGCACCGUGUCCCAUUGACUAGACGGCGACAAACCAAGCAACACAUUCCACAUUGUCUCUCAACUCAACAGACCCUCAGAGUGGACCGGCGAUGAGAGGGGGCUCGGAUAUUCUGGACUUUAGAAACUAAGUGAUGCGCACCUCCAGGACCAGGAGGUCACAGUUUGGACAGGUAUGAGACCUGUGGCGCUCAUGGAUGAAGGACCAGCAGAUGUUUAGAUGAUCCCAGUCUGGAUGUAGCUCCAUAAUCCACUUCCAUACAACCUGCAGGCCUGGACCAGCUCAGCUCCACAUGGAUGGAUCCCGCUGUGGGAGCUGUACUCAUGGAAUACAAAGCUCAUGCUGGUGAGCAUGCCUGCCUGUCCGAGUCCACUCCUCUCCGGGAGCUUCCCCACUGCCCUCUCCUCCUGACACUGCCUCUCUACUCGGACAUCCCCUGGUCGCUUCGAGCCCCCUCGCCAUGAGGGCGACUGCUCGGUGAUUCGGUGCGCCUGCACGGAUCGGAGACCCCCUUUUUUGGCUCAUCUUUUGUUGGCUACACACAGGAUUUAUCUGCACUGUGGGCUUCCUUUGUGUCAAAGGGCUUAACGCAGAGUGCGCGGACGGCAACAGAGCGGGGGCUUUGCUUCACCCGCUGUUGCGCCCAGCUGCUCUCUUUGGGGCCGGGCCGUGAUGGCAGCCGGCCGGCCGGAGGCGCAGGACCACCCGCCCGAGAACGGUUUCACCCCGCUGGAGCACCCAGUACCCCGGCUGCUACCGCACAUCGACGGCUCGGUUCUGCCGUCUCUCGGGGGUUUCGGGAAACAUCAGAAGCAGCUCGUGGUGCUGACCUGGAUACCGGCAUUGUUCAUCGGCUUUAGUCAGUUUUCGGAUUAUUUCCUCCUGGCGCAGCCCAAUGGCACGUGCGUGCAGCCCCUGGCUAACGAGAGUAACUGGACCGUGGCAUCCCCGCCGGUGACCGUCACCAGUGGGGCGCCCGCGCUCCAACUCAAAGGCAACGGCACCGGGGAGGGAUACGGCGACGGCAGCGGUAUGCUGUGCGCCUGCAAGGAGUGGAGGCUGGAGCUGCAGACGGGACUUAGUCAGAAUGUGGUUACCAAGUGGAACCUGGUGUGUGACUCGGCCUGGAAGGUGCACAUUGCCAAGUUCUCUUUGCUGGUGGGCUCCAUAUUUGGCUACCUAGUGAUGGGUGUCAUGGCUGACUGGUUUGGUCGUCACCCAGUGUUGAUUCUCUCAGUGCUGUUCAUGCUGGUGUUUGGUCUGAGUGUUGCCUUCUCUGUAAACGUCACCAUGUUCAGCACCUUGCGCUUCUUUGAGGGUUUCUGCUUGGCGGGCCUCGCUCUCUCCCUCUAUGUGCUCAGGAUCGAGCUUUGUUUGCCAGGCUGGCGCUUCUCCAUGACCAUGGUGGCCAGUUUUUUGAUGGUAGGCGGGCAGCUACUGAUGCCAGGGGUGGCCGCACUGUGCCGCAAUUGGCCGGACCGCGAUGACUGGCAGGUCCUGCAGAUUGUCAUAAUCAGCCCCUUCGUUUUGAUGCUGCCCUACGUUUGGAUUUUUCCCGAGUCGUUGCGCUGGUUGCUGGCCACCCAGCACUACAGGCGGUCCAAAGCCAUGAUGCUGCGUAUAGCCAGAAAGAACCAGGUUGACAUGACAACCGAGCCCAGUGGAGUUCUUGCAGAGCUGGAGCAGGAGCUGCACAAGAAACCCCAGAGGACCUGUAUUGUCAAGAUGAUGAGCACCAGGAACCUGUGGAAAAACAUUGUGGUGCUGUGUGUCAACUCUCUGACAGGUUAUGGGAUCCACCACUGCUUCGCCCGCAGUAUGAUGGACCCUGAGGCCCAGCCCACUGCUUUGUGCCACACGGACUAUUACACUAUGGCUGGCAUCGCCGUGGCAACCUGCCUGGCGCUUUGCCCCAUGGUGGGGUUGAUGGGUCGGCGUGGAGGGCUGCUCACCUUCAUGAUCAUAACAGCUCUGGCGUCACUGCUACAGCUGGGUUUGCUCAACUUAAUUGGGAAGUACAGCCUUCGCCAUGACACAGUUCUGAGAGACACUCUGAACAGGAAGUUCUCAGUAGCCUUCUCCAUCAUUGGCAUGUUCUCGUCUCACGCCGUCAGCACCCUCAGCAUAUUCUUUUGUGCUGAAAUCACUCCGACUGUUAUCAGGGGUGGAGGUCUGGGCCUGGUCCUGGCGAGUGCCGGCUUUGGCAUGCUCACUGCACCCAUCAUGGAGCUCCACAACCAGAAGGGCUACUUCUUGCAUCAUGUGAUCUUCGCCUGCUGCACCCUGCUGUGCAUCAUCUGCCUGCUGCUGCUGCCCGAACCUCGGGGCCAGCCCCUGCCGGAGAGCCUGGCUGACGGAGAGACCUUCACCCGUCAGACCCUGCUCCAUCCCGGAGAGCAGCACCUCCUUCUUGCCAAGACUGACAGGGAUUACUCCCGCGUCCACGACACACCGUUACACCUCUCAGCCACUGGGGGAGCUACAGUGGCAGCAGCCACCGCUCUGGCAGCGGUACCUGCCUCAUACUCCCUGGCGACUGGUGGGGAGGUGAUUGGCAAUCGUGCCAUAGCCAAUGGAGUAUGAGCGUCAUAGCUGUCUACUACUGUGCUAUUAGUUGCAUUAACGUGAAUGAAAGGUCAUUGAACUUGUGACCAAAUAAAAAAAAAAACACUUUUAAGGGAAAAAAGAAUUAUUUGGAUAAACCAGAUGAACUCUUGUCAUGGUUGAAAUGGUGAUGAUAGUAAAUUUGUGUAGUUUGUAGUGACUAUGAUUCAUUCAGGAGUUGCCAAAAAUAUUGUACUGGACUGCGUUUAUCUGAAGUCAGUGUGUGUUGAAUAAUAUGAAAGUCUUCAGUGGUGUUGGUGAUUUCCUUGCACUGCCGUCCGCUCUUUCAUGAAUGAUUCACAGGUUAAAAGAAGCAGACACGGGGCAAGUAAAGAGGCAAAGUAGAGCAGACUUAGCUUUCAAUAAUGAGCGCUCAGUGAGUUUUUUGUUUGUAGUUUUGACUCGUUGAGAGAGGAUUUCACUGCAUCUUAUAAUUCUUUAUAAGUUCUUUUGCACUAAAUGUCAGAGACACAAUCAAGUGUUUGUGAUUUUUAGCCAACACAUUGGAGAUCCAGGGAUUGGCUAAACCACUACCACUCUUUUGCAUGAAAGGGCACAAAUGGUUUUACAUGUAUUUUCUUCUUAUUUGUGGUCCCUCUACUAGAAGUCCAAUGUGGCACUUUAUCCUCAGAGGUGAAGUCAGUGUAGACACUGAUUUUUUUAAAGUAAGCAUUACUGCUGUUGGUGUGGGUGUAUGAUGGUUGUCUGAUGUGACGGAACAGCCGGAGACCUUGGCAGACCGUAUGUGUAGCCUGUAGAGACUGUGGGUAAUGCUAAACAAAUCUGAGAGUUGAACGGACAUUCGUGACCUCGUCGGUGUACUACUGUAUGUCUUAUGAUGCGUCUCAGCAUUUAAAUGGCUUUAUCAUGGUGGCUCUGUUCUUUUAAACGAAACAGAGGAGAUACAAUGUAAUUUAAGAAAACCAGUAUUUAUUUUGUCAUGCUGCCAAGGGCAAUUUUGUUGCUUGAAAUACCUCCUUAACUAGCAAAUAUUCCACUCCCAACUCUCACUCCUUGUUCUCUGUACUGUGGUAAUGUUGUAAUCCUGCUCCUAGGAUGUGUAACUCUAGCCAGAAAGCACAAUAUUUUACAGUUUUUGAAUAAAUAAACAUUUGUGAAAUUAGAAUAGUGCAGCGUAGCCUGCAUAGACCUGGCCUAGUCGUGAUUAGUGUACAUUUAUACACUUUAGUAUGUAAGUGUCCCUUAGGACUGCAUAAAAAUGUAAGGUAUGUGUUCAUGUGCCAUUCAAUGAUAUAAUGUAUGGACCGUCAACCUUACAUUUAUAGGAUAUAAGCACAUUAAAUAGAUAAACCAUCCCAUAAACAAUUUUUGUCAUAAUAUACCAAACAUCUUCCAUUUUUAAAAAUCAUAUUUA
This is a messenger RNA of Thunnus maccoyii (southern bluefin tuna), 4255 nucleotides long. It is a transcript of the gene slc22a23b, whose product is annotated as solute carrier family 22 member 23. Gene Ontology annotation, cellular component: membrane. The transcript is spliced from 10 exons. Gene Ontology annotation, biological process: transmembrane transport. Gene Ontology annotation, molecular function: transmembrane transporter activity. The record is from RefSeq and is a predicted model, not a curated record. Lineage: Eukaryota; Metazoa; Chordata; Actinopteri; Scombriformes; Scombridae. The coding region runs from base 949 to 2859 and encodes 636 amino acids.